AUGAUCAACUAUAAUCUUACUGGCGAUGCGCUGCUACAUUGUCUCAAGAUCAGCAACAGCAAAGUCCUUGUGGUAGACGAGGACGCUGGGUGUCGACAGCGAGUUGAAGAGUGUCGGGAAAGGAUCGAGCAAGAACUAGGGCCUGACGGAGAUGUCUUUUAUAACUGUAUGCCCUUGUACCACGGCACCGGAGGUGUACUCGCUACUGGUUGUAUGGUUUCUGGUAUGACACUGGCCAUCGGACGCAAGUUCUCAACCUCCGGAUUCUGGGACGAGAUUAGGGAGUCUGGAGCCACUGCCUUUGUCUACGUAGGAGAGACUGCGCGCUAUCUGCUCUCUGCACCACCCUCGCCCAGAGACAAAGACCACAAAGUUCGUCUGAUGCACGGCAAUGGUAUGAGACCGGAUGUCUGGAAGAGAUUCCAGGAAAGGUUCGGUGUGACGGAUGUCAUGGAGUUCUUCAAUAGUACCGAAGGUGUCUUCACUCUGAAUAACUACAGUCGAAACGACCACUUCGCAGACGCAGUCGGCCACCAUGGAGCGAUCUUCCGGGCUGUGUUCAAAAACACCUACGUUCCGGUGAAACUAGACUACGACACGGGUGAGAUCUGGCGUCAUCCAGAGACCGGUUUCGCACAGCGGCAACCCUACGAGGAAGGUGGUGAGAUGCUGGUCAAGGUUCCCGACGAGAACCAAUUCAAAGGAUACUGGCACGCGCCUGAAGCCACAGCAAAUAAAUAUGCUAGAGAUGUCUUUGAAACAGGUGAUCUAUAUUACAGAUCUGGCGAUGCACUGCGAAGAUCCUCGGAUGGAAAAUGGUUCUUCAUGGAUCGUCUCGGAGACACUUUCCGCUGGAAGGGCGAGAACUGCACAGAUCGUGCUUCGUUCGACUUUAAGGCCUUCCUCUCUCAUUCGCAAAAGCUGCUUCCCAAGUAUGCUGUCCCAUUGUUCUUGCGAUUCGUACAGGAUGACCAAGCACAUACCAUGCACAACAACAAGCAGAACAAAACCCAGCUCAGACGUGAGGGCGUAGAUCCCGAGAAGGUCUCUCGCGGAACAGCUGGCGCCAAGGACACACUCUACUGGCUACCGCCUAGAGGAAAUACCUAUGAAUCGUUCGGCGAAGCAGAGUGGCACAGUAUAGUCGCAGGCAAGGCAAAACUGUGA
Molecule: messenger RNA, 1167 nt
Organism: Aureobasidium uvarum
Lineage: Eukaryota; Fungi; Ascomycota; Dothideomycetes; Dothideales; Saccotheciaceae
Source: the annotation of a GenBank genome assembly